AUGAGGGCAGCAUCUCAGCUUUCUAGGCAAAUGCUCCCGCAGUUUAAAAUCCCCCCCACAAGAUUUACAGCGAAGACAGUCCGAUUGCGAAGUGAUAUAGUCCGCAUCCAUUUGGUCAAUGUGGGAGAUAGGAUAUACGUCUCCAGUUUGUCCCCCCCAAUAGAUCAUGUUCCUCAGGAGCACAGCACAGAUUAUCAACUUGAUGGGAGCAGUUAUCUUGCAGUUAAGAGUGAUGGUUUAGGCGUGAUUGAUCUUGCAUUUCGACAACACAAGUUUCUGCCAGAUUGGGUAUUAAAUAAUGACUGUGCGCCCUUUUCUUAUGAAAUCGCGAUAGUUAGAUAUGCAGAUCUCCGAGAAUUAACAAUCAUCUGCGAUUUUUUGAAAUGCCGUGCUAUAAUCCCAACCAACCGUACAGGGCCUGAGCCGUUCUUUUAUCAUAAGCCUUUUCCUCCAUGGGAUAGCUGGGUAGAUUCCGGUUUUUUGGUUAAGUCCCUACUCAGUGACCAGGACCCCUUUAUGCUCUUCACUCAUGCAAAAUACAUUCCGCUUACGGACGCAACUAGAAUCGGGUUUAUUGUUGAUCCAUCGCGAAGAGGAAUACAAGCGAUUCACGUAAACUCCGAUGGCGACUUUGGACAAUACUCGCUUACCUUUUCUCAGCCACCAACAAUGUUAAAGUUUCUAGUGUGUCGGACAACAAGGCUGGGUUUUCAGUACCCAUUUCUUCAAUUUGAGAUCAACGGGAAGUGGGAGCCUUCUCAUCCACCGUAUUGCGAUGUCGUCAAGGCUGUCAUAGUGUCUAAUGUUUUGGGAGUCUGGCUAGCUAAAACAUUCCCAUUUGUCCCUUGCCAUUUUGGCGUUGUUGUGUCCCAAAAGGCGAAUCUUACAAACAGCAAGAUUGAAAACUAG
Molecule: messenger RNA, 909 nt
Organism: Ophidiomyces ophidiicola
Lineage: Eukaryota; Fungi; Ascomycota; Eurotiomycetes; Onygenales; Onygenaceae
Exons: 3
Coding region: 1-909 (302 amino acids)
Source: RefSeq, a predicted model, not a curated record